Messenger RNA from Chlorella variabilis, 1054 nucleotides. RefSeq lists its product as hypothetical. The record is from RefSeq and is a predicted model, not a curated record. NCBI's taxonomy places the organism in Eukaryota, Viridiplantae, Chlorophyta, Trebouxiophyceae, Chlorellales, Chlorellaceae. The coding region runs from base 1 to 978 and encodes 325 amino acids. Gene Ontology annotation, molecular function: ATP-dependent NAD(P)H-hydrate dehydratase activity. The transcript is spliced from 9 exons. Gene Ontology annotation, biological process: metabolite repair.
AUGGCGCCAAGCAAGCAAGAGUUGCUGGAGCGGGUGGCGCACCUAGUGCCAGACUUGGCACCCACCAAGUACAAGGGGCAGGCAGGCAAGAUAGCAGUGGUGGGCGGAUGCCGGGAGUACACCGGCGCGCCCUUCUUCGCGUCCAUGGCAGCACUCAAGGCGAGUCUUCCGUGGCAUUGGGUGGCGUCCUGCUGUCUCCGCUCCUCCCCGCAGAUUGGGGCCGACCUGUCUCACGUGUUCUGCACCGAGGGCGCCGCCACCGUCAUCAAAGGCUACAGCCCCGAGCUCAUCGUGCACCCCUACCUGCCCGAUGGGCGAGGGAGCCAGGAGCCGGGGCCGCAGGUGCGGGAGGCGGUGGCGGCAAUCGAGCCCUGGCUGGACCGUUUUGAUGCGGUGCUGGUGGGGCCGGGCCUGGGGCGGGACCCGCUGAUCCUCUUCACUGUGGCAGAGGUGAUGCGGGCUGUGCGGCGGCGGGGCGUGCCCAUGGUGGUUGAUGCUGAUGGGCUGUGGCUGGUCAACCAGGACCCCUCGCUGGUGGCGGGCUACCGCAACGCAGUGCUGACCCCCAACAAAGUGGAGUUCCAGCGGCUGGCAGACAAGCUGGGGGUGGAUGCAGGCAGCGAGGAUGCUCUGCAGAGGAUUUGCCAUAGCCUGGAUGGCCCGGUGGUUGUGCGCAAGGGGGCGGUAGACGCGGUGGGGGAUGGGCGGCAGGGCGAUGUGCUGUCUGGGUGCAUCGCCACUUUUGCCGCCUGGGCGCAGCGAGCCGGCGGCACCAGCAAGGAGCAGCUGCAUGCGGGCGACGGCGUGGGAGGGAGCGGCACGGGGGUGCCGCCGCUGCUGGUGGCGGCGUACGCCGGCUGCAUCACCACCAGGCGAGCCUCGCAGCGGGCGUUUGCCAGGCAGCGGCGAUCCAUGGGCGCCACAGACCUGCUGGCGGAGCUGGGGGCGGUGGCGGAUGAGCUAGCAGAGGAGGGGUGAGGCAGCCGCCUGCCUGGCAUGGGCGCCCAUCCAUUACUGAUGUAAGGCUGUUCGUCUCUGUAAGGUUACACCCACA